Molecule: messenger RNA, 3294 nt
Organism: Mizuhopecten yessoensis (Yesso scallop)
Lineage: Eukaryota; Metazoa; Mollusca; Bivalvia; Pectinida; Pectinidae
Product: relaxin receptor 2-like
Exons: 10
Coding region: 10-3207 (1065 amino acids)
Biological process (GO): protein phosphorylation; G protein-coupled receptor signaling pathway
Cellular component (GO): membrane
Molecular function (GO): protein-hormone receptor activity; ATP binding; protein kinase activity
Source: RefSeq, a predicted model, not a curated record
GCUGUGAACAUGGGACUUGUUGAAUAUGGAGCAACGCAAGUGACGUGUAGUGCAGAGACCGACGGGAACAGUAUGGCUACUAAAUGGCCGUUCGAUAAAGAGUUAGCCUCAAGAUCUGUAUCAACUUAUUCUGGGAAACUUCUCGUCUCAGAUGCUGUUUGGAUAGACAUAUACACAGCUUCAUUUACUGCGAUAAAGUAUGUCAAUUUGAAAACACAGCUGAAGUUGAUAUCCAUGGCAACGUCGUGUGUACAAUACGUUCGGACGUGUGUAAACGUCAUGGGGAGAGCAAAGGGUGACGUCACAAUAGAGUGGAUAUCCGGUGGGAAUGAGGAUCACAUAAACUCCUUAAACAUCACUGUUAAAAGCUGUUCGGGUUAUUGCUCAUUAACAGAAUGUAAGUUAAACCCAUCCGUACAAGGCGCACAAAUUCCAAGCUCGCUGGAUGAAGCCGAAAUGUAUAGCUGGGAGGUCGUUAAAGACAAGAAUAAACUCCCAAUCAGAAAGGUGAAAGCGAACAACGUGAUUAUCAUAGGAAUAUCCCCACUGAUUUGUACUGAAGAUGCAUCUGAUGUCAAUCCUAUAUAUGCGGAGGAACCUAAAUAUUGCAAAAAUGGCAUGGUAUAUUAUCCACGUAAUACAUGUUUAAUGGAUUUCGACCCAACUGGGGAGCCUACAGGCUGUCGUGACCUCACUCAUCUUCAAGAUUGUGGAGAUUUCGAGUGUCCUGAAAACUACGUUAAAUGCCCUGGGUCAUUCUGUCUCCAUCUGAGGUUUGUGUGUGAUGGUACAAGUCAUUGUCCAGGCCAAGAGGAUGAGCUGGAUUGUGACAGCAUGACGUGUGAUGGACACUACCGAUGCCAUGUGAACAGAAAAUGCAUCCCCUUCAAUCAACUCUGUGAUGGCGUCCAGCAGUGCCGUAGGAACGACGAUGAACUUAAUUGCAGUCCGCAUUGUCCAGAGAACUGUGAUUGCCAUGGCAUGACCUUCAAAUGUGAAAGUGGUUCGGACAUCAUCACUUUAAAUCAGAUUCACAGUCACGCUCGAUGGAUUGAUCUAAAAGCCAACAUGUCUAACAUGCGUCCUCAUGUACCGGCCCAUUUCCCACUCCUUACUACGCUCCUGCUACGGGAAUGUUCCAUACGUGAACUCCUGGUAGAUGGACAGGCCAUAUUUCAGUACAUACCUACUCUUCGGUACUUGGAUUUAUCAUCAAACAGGAUAGAAGAGUUAUCUGACCAAACAUUUCAGAGCGUCACUACACUGAAGACACUAAUCUUAAGUAAUAAUCCUUUGUCUCGCAUCAACGAAAAUGUUUUUCACGGCUUGAAAUCUUUAAAUAAUCUGCAAAUAACACACACAUCACUUAAGCACUUGCAAAAUGAAGUCUCUUCACUGUCCAUUCUGACAGGUAUGCCGACACUAGAAUAUCUAGACCUGUCCUUCAAUUUAAUAGAGAAUAUCCCAAAAAGGGUAUUUGCUGAAUUAUUUUCAUUGAAAUAUCUUAAUCUCAGUCACAAUCCACUCACGUCUAUCGACAUCUCGGCGUUCUACGGAUUGCAUGUCCUUCGCGAUCUAAGAUUUACACAUACAAACAUGCAACAAAUCCGGAAAGGACUUUUUGACAACUUCAAGUCAUUGAUAUAUCUCAAUGUCAGUGAAGGUCAUAUUCAGGACAUUCAAAAAGAUGUAUUUGUAAAUCUUGGAAGCCUACAAGCUCUUGAUAUUCAACAAAAUGACCUGGAAAUACACGAAUUUAUGUUUAAAGGUCUCAACAAUUUAGCAUUCCUUUAUACAGACUCAUAUAAAAUGUGUUGCAUUAAACCGGAAUCUGUUGCCAAUAGUAACUGCUUCGCACCGGAAGAGUCCAUUUCGUCUUGUUCCAACCUUGUAGGUCUCGGCAUACUUAGGGUAUUUCUCUGGAUCAUUGGAGUAACAGCAGUGGUGGGAAACUUAUUUGUGAUAUUGUACCGUACCUUUGUAGACAGAAAGCACAUAAAGAAAAGUUAUUCUUUGCUUGUUAUCAACUUGAGUAUAUCUGACUUUUUGAUGGGGGUAUAUAUGUUGAUCAUUGCUUCCGUAGACACUCAUUACAGUGGCAGGUAUGUCUCAUAUGACAAAGAGUGGAGGGAAAGUGCCCUUUGUGCCACAGCCGGCAUCAUAUCUAUGAUAUCUAGCGAGAUGUCAACCUUCAUUAUCUUCUUAAUAACCAUCGAUAGGUUCAUCGCCAUUGUCUUUCCUUUAUCCAGGAACAAAUUAACCUGGAGAAGUGCUACGGUAGUGAUCACCAUUUUCUGGUUUGUAACAUUCGGAAUUGCCGUUGCUCCUCAGGCUUUUUUCCAGUCCUACUUUAAAGGAGAAUUCUAUUCAAGAUCGGCAGUGUGUCUUGCUCUGCCACUAACCGGAGAACAGUCGGCAGGAGACGAGUAUGCAGUCGCCGUUUUCAUCGGAAUGAACAGUUUGGUUUUCCUUCUUAUUGUAAUAGCACAGGUAUAUAUCUUCAGAACAAUGAAGGGCAGCGGGACUCUGGCCGUUACACAGAACCGUCGGACGGAAAUCGAGCUCGCCAAAUCUCUGUUCCUGGUUGUGGCGACAGACUUUUGUUGCUGGUUCCCGAUUGGAGUCAUAGGAGUGUGGGCCCAGACGGGAGGGGCGGUGUCUCCCGACGUGUAUGCCUGGGUGAUGGUACUGGUUCUCCCCAUAAACUCCGCCAUCAACCCGUUCCUUUACACAUACACCUACAUCAAGAGGAAGAGGCCGACCUCUAGUUCCAAGCGAAGCUCCACGAGUUUUACGACCGACAAAGGUAGUAUACUAGGAUCUACCAGAAACAACCAUGAGAGAUUUUACGACUUCGAGCAGACAAAUGCGUUGAAGGAAAUAUACUUCAGUAACUUGUUUGAAAGGAAGAAGAGAGAAGUUUCCCUGGAGUCGUAUAUCAGUGUCCACUUGCUGUCUCCUGGGGAGGCCUUUCAGAUAGCACGACAUGUAAUCAAAUCCGUCUCCUUCCUGCACGCCCGAGGAAUCCUUCACGGAGACGUGUCCAAGGAGCGUGUCUUCAUUACAAAGAACCGCAAGAUUGUUACCGGUGCUACACUUGUGAUGGACGCCAAGUUGGUAUCACUACAACACGAGGGACCCCAUGUGGACAUCCAACAAUAUGGGAUGCUAGUGAAGACCCUUCUCCGGAGACUGGACAAACGUUAGGGUGGCCGAGUCUUAGAGGACCCUUCUCCGGAGACUGGACAAACGUUAGGGUGGCUUAGUCUUAGAGGACCCUUCUCAGGAGACUGG